Molecule: messenger RNA, 1675 nt
Organism: Octopus sinensis (East Asian common octopus)
Lineage: Eukaryota; Metazoa; Mollusca; Cephalopoda; Octopoda; Octopodidae
Product: mannan polymerase complex subunit mnn9
Exons: 1
Coding region: 159-1466 (435 amino acids)
Biological process (GO): protein N-linked glycosylation; cell wall mannoprotein biosynthetic process
Cellular component (GO): mannan polymerase complex
Molecular function (GO): alpha-1,6-mannosyltransferase activity
Source: RefSeq, a predicted model, not a curated record
UUAACAUUUUUUUUUGUCUUCUUUCGUUACAGACGUCAUCCUGGCCAACACAUCUGGCAGACGAACAGAGCAGCAUCGAAGACGGUUCUAAUCCAGACAUUCUAAUACUCAUUUCCUGUCACCACCAGCAUUCAAGCUCUUUGAAUGUCAGCUAGCAAAUGUAUAUCGUCAGGAGAUUCUCCAACCGACGGAGUUUCUGUGGGAGCUUAGCAAUAAUCAUUCUGCUCUGCUGUUUGGUCUACGCUUUGCUUGGUUCACAUCUGAGGAUAAUAGCUGUUUCAAACUUCCAGCUCAUCAGGAAGUCUUUGCCAGAAGAUUUACUGCGCCAUGCAACUACUCGACAGACAAGUUCCCAACAUGGCAACGCUGCGUGGCACACUAACCGCAAUGUCGUCACAGCUUCUACAUUGGCAAAAAAUAUUUCUAAAUUACAUUCCAAACAGAUGACGACGCACCAAAAUGUAAUCCAAAAAAAAGUUAUUAAAAAAUUAAUUUCUGAUAUCAAGCAAUCUAAUCCAAAAAGUUUUCACGAAACAAAACAUGUAAAAGAAGAGGCCUUGAAAAAAGACAAUUUUCCAAAACGUUUUCAUAUACCUGAUGUGCCCCCUGUGUCUGUUGAUGACACAGUUCCUUAUAUACCAAAACCUGUGAUAAAUCAUUUCUUAACGUUACCAAAACGAGAAUACACAGAAGAAGUUCUUAUUUUGACUCCAAUUCAUAAUGUCGCUGAUCAUUUGAAUCACUAUACUAAUCUACUGAAGAAUUUGACCUAUCCUCGCCACCUGGUAUCAGUGGCACUCGGUGAGGACUGUAGCACUGACGAGACGUUGAUUGUGGCAAAGGGUGUUGUUGAAGAACUGUCUCGCAUAUUCAAAACAGCCAGGCUGUUUCACUUUAACUUAACUGGUCAAAUAACUGGGCGAUGGAGUGUCGUGCAUGAUCACGCAAUGCAGUUGUCACGGCGCAGCCAUCUGGCGAAAUCACGUAAUCUCCUCCUACGGAACAGUCUGAAAGACGAAACAUGGGUCAUGUGGAUUGACAGCGACGUGUCACGCAUACCCGGUGACUUGGUUCAGCAGCUAAUCUCAGCUGACAAGGAUGUUGUAGUUCCAUCUUGCCUUUUUCAUGAUGGAGUCAACACAAGAGUUUAUGAUAAGAACACUUGGCGGGAGACAAAUUUAUCAUGGGAAAAGCAAAAACACCUACCGCCAAACCAAUUGGUUCUAGAGGGAUACGGUCCCUCAAAUCGGCUGUAUUUACCUCACCUGCGUGCAGAGGGUCGUCUGGUACCCAUAGACGGCGUUGGUGGCUGCAGUCUUCUCGUUCGAGGAGACUGUCACAGAAAAGGAUUGGUAUUUCCAGAAGAAAUAUACCAAAAUCAUAUAGAAACGGAAGGUUUAUCAAAGAUGGCAAGAACUAUGAAAUUUUCUGUGUAUGGAAUGCCUUUUGUCGAAGUUUACCAUUAAAAAGAAUAUAAAGUUUAGCAGAUUAAAAUUUUAUCUGAUAAGAAAAAUUAUUGAAAUUUUAUCUGGAAGAAAGAAAAAAAAAAAAAGAAUUCAGAAUGGAAAUGCUAUUUUCAAUGUAAAUUAAUUCGGAUUUGAAACGUUCUAUAAAUCAUUUCAUGCUGGAAUAAAUAUGUUUUGAUAAUGCCUUAUGUUUAAUAUAUAAAUCACAC